CAAAAAGAUUUUUUUACUUUCCAUGUGGCCUUAGAAGGCCUAGUUCUGUCUUCAUUUUGAGGUCGCUGAAAAAAUGUCUGGUUGUUCUUGGACUAGAUUCACCAUCAUGUAUCUAUGAAAUAUAUUACAUAAGAUACUAUAAAAACAAGCCUAAAUUCCCAUACACCAAAGGAAUCAAACUGAAAAUGGAAACGCCUGCAAACAACAUGAAGGAAACUUGACACAAAACAGAUAUUUCACUGUGUACAAACAAUAGCCCUUGGCUGAUAAACGGAAAGAAGUUUUAAGGUUGUUUGYAUUGUCAUGAGAUCACAUCUUGCAGAAUCACAGAUCUUCUUCAAACUACUGGGCACUUUCUGAUUGUGUGCGAAGGGACUGCAAAAAGGAUUUGUGAGAUGUUAUUUGUUAAUAGCUAACAGACUGAUUUUGUUCUAGAUCCGUAUUUUCUAGUCUUGCUGAAAACAGUGUAAUCUUCUGCGUCCCUAAGAAAGCUUCUCUCUGUGUUGGCAAGGAAAUGAUAGAAGAAUGUAAUUAAGCAAAGAUGACCCUAAAGUGAAAUGUGGAUUCUUUACAAUAUACAGUGUCCUUCCCACCAGCCACAUGUGUUUGUCAGAUGUUUACAGAAUCUUCAUUAACUAAGAGCUUUGCUAGAUAACAGAAGCUGAAGCAUGGCAUCAAUGACUCUGAUAAGGGCAAGUGUACGACCAAUCUGCUUGACAACUGACAAGAGGCUGGGGUUUGAAGCAGACUGCAAAAAGAACACAAGAAAGUGAUUUGCAAAGGGCAUUCCAGUUGUUUGCCUUACAUCUUCUUUCCUCUGUCUGUAUUGAAACAAGACUGUUAAUCAGCUAAAAUACCCUCGUCCUCUUGUCUCUCCACCAGAAAGUAAAUAUAGAAGAAAUGCAUUGUUUUGGAGUAUUGGCUGCACUGUCUGUUUUCAACAUCAUUGCUUGUUUGACAAGAGGCAAGCCUUUGGAAGACUGGGACAGGCUAUCAGCUAUGGGAAAGUCUGAUGCACACUUUCACGAUCCUGGGGAAGUAGAAGAUGAGACUCAUUUCAACUUUAAAUCUUUCCUGGAGAAUAUGAAGACAGAUUUACUAAGGAGUUUGAAUUUGUCAAGAGUCCCCUCGCAAGUGAAGACCAAAGAGGAACCACCACAGUUCAUGAUUGAUUUAUACAACAGAUAUGCUGCAGACAAGUCCUCCAUCCCUGCAUCCAAUAUUGUAAGGAGCUUCAGUACUGAAGAUGUUGUUUCUUUAGAUUCACCAGAAGAAAAUCCAUUUAAGAAAUACAUUUUGUUCUUCAACAUCUCUAUUCCACAAUAUGAGGAAAUCACCAGAGCUGAACUGAGAAUUUAUAUCUCCUGUCACAGGGAAGUUGGGUCGCUAUCUAGGCUGGAAGGCAACAUGGUAAUUUAUGACGUCCUAGAUGAUGGUCACUGGGAAAACCCAGAAAGCACCAAAUCUUUCCUUGUCUCCCACAAUAUCCAGGAGUGUGGUUGGAAGAUGUUUGAAGUGUCCAGUGCUGUGAAAAGAUGGGUCAGGGCAGACAAAUUGGAGACUAAAAAUAAGCUAGAGGUUGUUAUGGAGAGUAAAGCUCUGGGUAGUUUUACUUGUGGGAAGCUGGAUAUCAGUGUUACCCCUGAUACUAAAAAUGUGCCCCUGUUAAUAGUGUUCUCCAAUGAUCGCAGCAAUGGGACAAAAGAGACCAAAGUGGAGCUCCGGGAAAUGAUUGUUCAUGAACAAGAAACUGUGCUCAAGAAAUUAGGAAAGAACAACACUUCAUCUGAAGAAGAACAGCAGGGAGAGGAAAAGGCUAUCACUGGGUCCCACCAGCAUUCCUCCAGAAGCAAGAGAAGCAUUGGAGCCAACCACUGCAGGAGAACUUCCCUCCAUGUGAACUUUGAGGAGAUUGGCUGGGAUUCCUGGAUCAUUGCACCAAAAGAUUAUGAGGCUUUUGAGUGUAAAGGAGGUUGCUUCUUCCCUCUGACAGAUAAUGUCACCCCAACAAAACAUGCUAUUGUCCAAACUCUGGUGCAUCUCCAAAAUCCCAAAAAGGCCUCCAAGGCCUGUUGUGUUCCAACCAAACUGGACUCAAUCUCCAUUCUUUACAAGGAUGAUGCCGGUGUGCCCACUUUGAUAUAUAACUAUGAAGGGAUGAAAGUGGCAGAAUGUGGCUGCAGGUAGUAUACAAGGCAGAAUCUCUAAGAAUAGGAACAUCCCCUAUUUCUGUCCUGCAAAUCUGUACAAUAGUGAUGCAAAUGAAGACCAUUGCAAACAAGGUUUGGAGCAGGGUGUGGGGCUGAUUGUUGUUGUUGCUGCUUGUUUUAAAGGAAAACUGGCAUUUAAAGAAUAGCCAUCAUUGUAAAUAGCCUGCAUUAUGUAUCAUGACAAAGUGAAUACUGGAUUAAAAUAUUGUGAGAUUGGAUGAAAUAUGCAUUAUUKGAUGACAGUGAUACAACCUCAAUGCCUUAUUUCAAACUUUCUGUUUAAUUGACUGUACUUAGGUCACAAAUUAGAAGKUUUUCAAUGGGGGUUUAAGAUGUCCUGCAAACAUUUAACAGCUAUUGAAAUCUAAUUCCCUCAGUCAACUCUGACAUUUUCAACUUCUGUAAAAUGCAGUAAAUGGAAUGUUGCCUGCAUGAUAAAGUCAGGAAUCUAAAUCCAGGAAGCCUUUUCUUGUAUCAGUAAUCUCAGAGGCUUUUACAGACAAAUUUUUUGUUCCUGUAAGUGAAGAUUUGCAGUAUUCAAAACAGAAGAGACUCUCACUUAUUUCACUCCCAAGUUUCCUUCUGUGGGUAGCAGGUGCCUUAGUUUCAGCUUUCUUAUCCUCAGUGCCCCUAUUUUUACCCCUUUAUGGCACAUACUUGAAUGAUAAGAAGUGCAGCCUUCCGCUUCUAAGACACUGUUUCCUAGGAGGAACAGCAGCCCUUAUCGCUGCACAAAGAUAAGGAGCCACUUUGACCUACUGCAUAUUCUUAGUAUUUCUUUGCAAGAACAUGCAGUCAAACCAUGUCCAGCCUUAGAAACUGUAUCCUAAGAGCAGUGGGGGUUGACAGAGCUCAGCACUUUUGAAAAGCCCACACUGCUAAUUUAGAGGCCUAAAUUUGUUGUUCAGAGUCUGACAUGAGGUUCUGAUUUUUUAAAAAUUUCUUCUUAUGAGCAACUGCAUUUUACAAAUAAUUUUUUUCACCCCUUAGAAGUCUGGGAAAAAUGGAAAACUUCUGUGUUCUAUGAGACUUAUACUGCUGUAUGAGAAAUACGCUAUCAUACUACCAUGCUCCUGACUUCAGUUGUAUUUUCACUAAACAAGGACCCCAUCUUUCCUCCAAUUAAACUUCCUUUGAUGCUAGUGAAGGUUUUGUCUGCAGAAGGACAGAUCAUCUUUUGUUGGCUGCAUGAGAUAGGUGUAAACGCUGUACAGUGUCACCAUAGUCCAUCUUACUUCUACUCUUUCACGACCUUACACACACACACACAGACACACACACAAAUCUACCUGAGAACACUUCUGAACCAAAUCCAUAACAAACUUCACAGUUGUUCAUAAUGGUGAUGAAUACUGAUGAGGCAAAAAAUCUAAACAGUACUUUAAUGCAUGGAAGCAACAGGAUUUAAAUUGAUCCAUAUGUUUUGAAUUAGGACAGCCUGUGGGCAAGACAAAUUCAUUUGGCAUGAACAGGUCAGCUUGAAAUCUAAUACACAGUUUAUUUACUAUUGUUAACUUAAUACAGAGCAAAUGGCAGGUGAGUGUGAGCAGGGCAGUUGUAAUUCCAUCAAGAACUGCUGGUUAGAUCACAAACCAUAAGCCCAAAGCAUGAUUCACUAGAAUUCUGUACUGAUUUAUAGUAUUUUUUUCUUUAGAACUGGUCUGCAAUUGGAUCAGAUCUGAGAUCUGGGUCCAUGCAAACUCCUUUCCAUCCCUAGCUGCAUGGCAUUAACCUCUUAAGCUUCCCACAGCAGCAACAUUUUACCAUUCCCCACUGGCUUCUGUCAUGGUACAGUCAUCAUUAUAUCUUCCUCCUGCCACAGCCCCCUGUAUUGUCUCCCUGUUUUGCUCCUGUCUCCAAAGGUCUUAACAUUUUGCAAGACUUCUCUUAAUCAAGUGACAGAAAUGACCAAACAUUCACUUGGUGUGAUCACAUUAGAAGACUUAUUCACCCUGGUAAUUGUAGUUAUGUGCCAACAAAUCGUAGCUAUGUGCCCCUCAGUCAUCUAUACACUAGUUAUAUUUUGACUUCACUGAAUACAGGAUGUUGUCCAUAAUUAAAUAAAAAGUGGGGAAAAGGAAAAACCAGUUCCCAUAUCUUACAGAAAUAAAUUCYCAAGGAUCAGGGAGGACCAGUGGCAGGGGAUGGGUGUCAUAUUCUGAAGUCAAACAUGGAACUUUAUUUUCCUUAUUUGGAGGGAGAAAAAACACCCAAAGCCAUUUUUUGGCUCAAAACCUCAGCUCCUAGCUAUGCUAUCAGAAUUCCAGAGAAGACCCACAGAUCCCAUCCCAAAACUGGACUAUAAGUCACUUCUGUAUUUCAAUGAAAAAAAUCAAUUGAGCUUCCACCCAGCUUUAAUGAUCAUAUCCCCAUUGGCUUAACAUUUUGGUUGGCAUGGUAGUAAAAUGAAACAUGAAUCUUUCCCAAGGAUGUUGAACAGGGUCAAGAAGAAAUGCAGCACUGACUACAGCUGCUACUACCUUCAGCAUGGCUGAAGUGCGUGUCAAAUUGAUGUUUGGCUUUACAUUUAGCAGCUUGAUUUAUGUAGUGUUGCACAUUUAAUUUGAAAUAAUUGUUUGAGUUCCCUCGUAUUUCAACUGCUUCGGGAUGCAACAAGACAGCCAGGUUGUCGUGAUGGUUCUAAAGAGUACAGGCUGUGAAAAGCAAGUAAGGAUCUUGCCCCUGCUUCACGCUGGGCUCCACUGGACACGAAGAAAUCCCCCUCUCAUAACUGGAUUAUGCAUGCUGACCAGCAGCUUGCUGUUACUGAGGAGCAGGUUGGGGCUUGUGCAGUAU
Malurus melanocephalus (red-backed fairy wren) is the source of this 5006-nucleotide messenger RNA. It is a transcript of the gene GDF2, whose product is annotated as growth differentiation factor 2. NCBI's taxonomy places the organism in Eukaryota, Metazoa, Chordata, Aves, Passeriformes, Maluridae. The record is from RefSeq and is a predicted model, not a curated record. The transcript is spliced from 2 exons. Gene Ontology annotation, molecular function: cytokine activity; growth factor activity. Bases 901 to 2187 code for a protein of 428 amino acids. Gene Ontology annotation, cellular component: extracellular region. Gene Ontology annotation, biological process: SMAD protein signal transduction; BMP signaling pathway.